CUCCUACACUCUCAAGACAGAUCGUCUUCAAGAAUCUUCUUCUCGAGACGUCGUGGUCUUCAGUAUUAUCGUUUCUCAUAGCUUGGACGCGCGGCCCGCGAGAUUGGAGAAUACCACCAAGAAGACGCGAGAAUACCUUCAAUGAGUUAAUAAUUACUGUUAUUAGUAGUAUAGUGAAGUGACAGUGAUUGUGUGGUGAGAAGAUACUUUCGUGAUAAAAAUGAGGACUUUAAUUGUUAAUGGAAUUCUCUGCUGCCUGGCCGUCGCCACGUUAGCCAUAGAUGAACAUCGUCCGAAGAAAAAAGUGGAAGAACGAGGGAAAAGGAAUCUAGAGUACCAAGUGUCUCAUCAUUAUUCAGCCCUGCCAUCAUACCGACUCGAAAGACGAAUCGCCAGUCUGGGAGGCCAGUACCAAAACCCACAGUACUAUCCCCGAUAUCACAAAGAUCCACAGAGUGAAGACCUACUAACAGAAAAUAACCAAAUUCAAGAUAACAUCGACCGAUAUGGAUAUCAGAAACCGCAUAUUAUCGAGAGACCAGUGUACAUAAAGGAGCCUGAACCCAUCAUCGAAAUUAUCAUCAAGGAAUCAAACGUUUCUUUACCAGCCCCACCGCCUCCACCCCCUCCGCCAAAGAAGAAAAAGGAACAGGUUCAGGUAUUUUAUGUGAAAUACAAAAAGAACCCUCAUAGCAGUGGUAAGGACAGCAUAAUCUAUGAUAAGCCGAUUCCAGCUAUUUCUCCACAUAUUCCUGAUGAUGAACCCAUUGAAGAACCAGCACCUUAUUAUCCGGAACAUGUAACAGCACCUCCCCCACCCAGUACGACUCUCAGGACUAUCAUCAAACCAGAUUCUGAAUAUUAUCACAGUCCGAGUGGAGUAAAAGUAACGUUCGGAAAAGAAGGGUUCGAUUAUGACAAAAGAUCAAGCAAAAUUGAAGAUUAUGCUCCAACUCCAAUAAAAUCACCAGCUCCUCAAGGAAGACAGCUGACAUCAUUUUCUAACACUUACUUUAAAAGUCCAUCACCUACUAACUUCCAAUCAUUACCACCAGGUUUUAGUUCCAAUGUUAGACAACCACAAACAUAUAGAACCAUUCCUCCCACUUCAUCAAAUUACAAACCAUUUGGACGACAAACUGCACCUUCCUCAAUAACACCACCUCAAAACUAUCCCUUCCAAAGUUCACCUUCAGCACCAUUCAGCAGCUUUUCACAACCUUCACCACCACAAUUUGGUCACAGUGUUUCUCAUCCACCUCCUCCUCGAUUCCAAAGUGCUUCUAAACCCAGUCUACCUCAAAUUAGGCAGCCAGUACCGUACAAACCAUUUGACAAUUUAAGACCACAGCAGUCGUUUGCUCAAACUCCAGCACAACGUCCUCCGAUACAAUUUAGACCAGAGACACAUUUUCCAAUUCAACAGCAGCUUCCAUUACAAGACGAUAUCCGAAAUUUCAAUUCCCCAAGAUAUCAAUUAAAUAGCGGUGAAGUACAAACUCGACAGCCAAUCCCACAGCAGUAUCAAAAAUUACCAAAUCAAGCUCAACCCAGUUUCAGACCACCUCAGACACAACCACAAUUUUCACCUAAAUUCCAGCAACCAGAUUUUCAGCAUAACUUUAAUAGACCACAAAUAACCAUACAACAACCACAACAACAACCCUUCCAGCAACAGAGUAUUGCACCUGCACCACCAUCAUCUCAUUUUCAACAACCACAACUUAAUAUCGCACAGCAAUUUCGCCAAACACCACAGCAAAUAAAUCCUCAACAGCACCAACAGCAAAUAAAUCCCCAACAGCAUCAACAGCAAAUAAAUCAGCAGCACCAACAGCACACUAAUCCUCCACAGCACCAACAGCAUUCUAAUCCUCAGCAGCAAAAUUUCCAAUCACAGCUACUUUCGCAGCAACAUCAACAACAAGGUUUUCUAUCUCAACAGCCUCUUUCACAGAACGACCAUUUGAAAAAUCUUCAAUCUGCUCAAAAUAUUUUACCUCCUGGAGGUCAACUUAUUCCUUCAGUCUCGAAAUAUGAAUCACAUAUAACUUCUGUGGAACCGACUGUAUCUGUACAAGGUUUGUCACCUCAGCAGUAUCAGCAGAAGAUUAUACAGCAAUUUAAUCAGAACAGUUUAUCCCAAGAACAAACUAGUCAAGAGCUAUUAAAUCGACAACAAACAAGGAGCCAUGAGGCCAGUAAAGAAAUUUUGACUCGUCAACAAACUUCAUCACAGUAUACUAACCAGUUUGCUCAUCAUCAGCAGAACUCAUUACCACAAUACAAUACUCAGGAUUCACUGGCACGUCAACAAAGCCUUCUAAGGCAACAAAACGAAGACCUGUUGAAACGGCAACAGAGUAAUGUGGAACAACAGAAGAAAUUAUUGCAAGAUAUUCAGAUUGAAAGGGAAAGGCAAAACUCAAUUCAACAUUACUUUUCAAAACCAAACUCAGGCGAUGUUGGUCCUCAACAGAAUGCUGGUGAUAGCCAGAAAAAACUGUAUGAGGAAAUUGAACGACAGAGGUAUCAACAAGAACAGCUUAGACAGUUUUAUCAACAAAAUCCUGAUAUUAAACAUUCAGCUGUAGAUGAUGCCAGAAACUCCCAACAGCCUACUUUUAACCAGGAAUACCAGAAACCAACUAUAACCAACAGUGUCUCAAAGGAGAUAUACGUAACAACAACUUCCACGACGACAACCCCUGCUCCCUCAACUCCUCCAACGACAACCAAGGAUCCAAAGAUAUUGGAAGCGCAACUUCCAGAUGAAGUUCCUGAAGACUUAAGACAGCAAUUGUUGUCGUCUGGUAUAUUAAACCAUGCCGAUAUUUCUGUGCUGGAUUACGAUAAAGUGGGAGACAUACCGAUUUCUGCUUUGCCUCCAGAUCAGCUAGCAAACUUCUAUGGAGCCGGAGGUGCAGCACAGUUAGAAUCAGGCAGUGACCCAGUACCCUCGGUGGUACGGAAAGACGGUACCGCCAUCGAGAAACGAGCAGAGUUUGACGCGCAGGAACCAGAACCAGCCGCUUCGGAAUUGGUACAAAAAGUUGUGGCGAGCCCGUUGGUCGCAGAGCCCUCUGGUGUCGAGAUGAAGGUGGUUCGGUACGAUCCGGACACCGACAAAGGACAACAGGUGCAGGAAAAGUAUGUCGAAGACGAGGCGUACCAUGUGGAUCCGGUGGUACUUAACGAUAAUAGUUAUAACAGGUAUCUGCCCUUGAAAAUCAACGGAACACAAUUCCCCAUUCCAGACGUUCCCGAACUAAAAGGGAAGAGAAUUUCUAGUGUGGUUGUCCUGGCUCCAGUGAACUUCGACUUUUCCGCUGAAAGGAAAACAAGGGAAGCUACGGGAGACUCCGUACCGUCUGAUAUGGAUUUGAUCGAAGGGACAGCACUCAAAGAAUUAUUAUUGAAUCCUUCAAUGGAUAAUUUUAGAAGGUUUUUGGAGAACGAGAAUAAGACUACUAGUGCCAAGCAAUCGGUUAUUUUGUUGAUUGCAGACUCUCCUUCGAAGGACAAACAGCAAGAGAUAUUCAUGUACGAUGUAGCUACUCAAACAGUCAGCAAACUGAGCGGAGAAUUGUCAUCAGCUUUUGUAGAAGCAGCAGAAGCAAACUCCAAUGAAAGUGGAGAGACGGCAGAAGCUUCCAACGCCGUAGAAAAAAGAGUGCCUUAUUCUGGCAACGCAGACAGAAGAAAAUCCAUCGAUGACAGAGAUUCAGAAGAUGGUGCAAGUGAAGUGUCACGAUCUAAGGUGCCAAUAAUUGAUCCUCUACAAGAAGAAGACAUGGAAACGCAAGCAUCGCAGAAUAUAGAAACGUUCGUCGAUAUCUCUGGACGCCCCAUUAAAGACUUGUCAUUUUCAUCCAGUAAUUCUCAUCAAUCCAAUUUCAUCUCACAAAGUUAAAUUAUAGAAAAGACUGGUCGAAAAGUAUUGUACAUAUAUGUUUAAAAGCAGUAUAAAGAGGCUUGUGAUAAGAAGAAAUUAGAGAUUAGUGCCAUUUUCUUUAAAAGAGUAAUAUUUAUCUUAAAAAAUUACUGGUUCUGGGUUCUGUAGAUGUUGUGGAUAGGUUUAAAUUAAAAAUACUAUAACUUCACUUUAUGAUGUUAAUAGCAAGAAGAAAACGGUUCUAUACUUACCAAAAAAUUGGUCAAUUCUUUUAUCUCAAGUUUCUUUGGACAGUUUGGGCACUGCCUAUAUAUUGAGAGAUGUAAAUUAUUUGAACUAAUCCAAAAUACAAAAUUAAGAGCUACAAACAUUUUAUUUUAUAGUUGAUAUAAAAAUACAAAAAUAGUUGAUUAUCUGAAGUUUCCAAGAUUUCCAAAUUCCGUAUUGUCCGACUGAGAACUAGAUAGAGAUUGUGUCUUCUGAGAAUGCGAAAUAAUUCUUGUACGCAGAGCGCGAGAUGAGAAUAUCCUAACUGAGGACGUGAGAGAGUAUUAUAGAACAUCGAGAUAAUCAUCCGACUUCAGAGUUGAGGAUGUACGUUACUGCAAAAUGCCGGCUAUUUAUGGGAACUUUAGGCAAGCGGAGAUUUUAACGAUUGUUUUUAUGGUUUUCUAAUUUGUAAAUUUAGACGUAAUAAAAAAUUUACUGUGAUCGACUAUUAAAACGUUUUAGUAAAUAUAGAAUGACAAAAAAUACAGGUGUGUGGAUAAGUUACAAAGGCUGUAACAACAGUAUGUCUUUAUUUAUUUAAAUUUACUCAUUAGUUUAGACAAACAAUGAGAACAAACAACAAAAAUUUUGGGUUUAAAUUUCUAAAUGUUUUGGAUCUUGAAAAGUAUUUUAGUACGUUCAAAUGUAGAAUCUCCGAAAUUAAAUUUUCUAUAGGAUAAAUUGUAAUUUCGAUAAUUAGCACAUCCAUAAAACUAAGGAGUUUAUUUUUUAUUACACAAAUGAACAUUUUAAAUGCAGACUAGAACAUUUUUCUUUUUUUUUUGUACGUUUAAAUAUAUUUAGUUUUCAGAAAACUAUUCUAGAUAUGUUUUAGAACUUUUUGUUUUCGAACAUUGGUAGUACUGAACAGUAAUUAAUCAUUAUACCAAACCGAAUUUUUCCAAUUAUCUGUUUACUAUGUCCUCCCCACACUAGUUGUUGGUUAGAUAGUUAGUUUUUUAACUAAAAAAUUCUUCUCUCGCAUUGUGUAUAACAAUUGAUUCUUUUAUACUUAACUACAUACAAAUAUAAAAUAAAUUUUUCGUUCACUUCUUUGUUACUUAUAAGUACCAUUUUCCCGCAUCAAAUUGAAGCGUUUUUUUUCCUAAUGCUUUAGUUUUAUUUAGAGAUCUAUUUAUCUGUCUGAGAUUUAUUUUUUAACCUUUCAGUAAUCCUUGCCUCAUGAUACCUUCUUGAGAAUACAUUUCUGUAUUGACAUUAUGAUCAACCAUUUAUUUUUCACUUGCGCGUUACAAAAAUGGUUUGUUUCUUUGCCUCCUUUAUACUAAAAGUCUUCAAGAUUUGUUAAAGAAUUUGACUAUAAAGGAGGCAGAAAAAGUAUGCUCACGUCUAUUCCUAUUCCGAUCAGAGUGUAAAUGAUCUAUAACAUAUUAGUCCAGGGAGCAUCUGUUUUCAGAUGGACGUUGAGAGGUGACUCAAUUUUUUUUUGCGGAAAUUGCUUGAAAAUAGCUCAAAUAAUAAUAUUUGAGUUAUCCUCCCACUUUGAGACCGGAACAUUGUUUAAAUAAUCAAAAUGUCAAAAUAUGAAGGAAAAAUUCGAUUUUUUAUUGGUUUUUUGAUUAUAACUUUAAAACUAUUCAUUUCUGAGAAAAGUUGUACUGACAUAAAAGUUGCGAAAUUAAAUUUCCUACAAUAUAGAAUUGGUUAAAAAUUUAAAAAAUAUUCGUCCUUUUUGAAAAAUAGCAAUAAUUGCGAAAAAAAAACAUACAAAAACAAGUAUUCGCAUUUUACGUUUUUGAACCAUUUAUGCUACACUUAGGACCUUCAUAUUUUACGCAGAAAAACUUUAUGAUAUAUAAAACAGCACUGUAAAUGUCAUUAAGAUCGGUUUAAUAUAUUUUGCAAAAUAAAUUUUGCAAUCCUAUUUCGCAAAAAAAAUUCAUUUCUUUUUAAUGUUGCAGGACUGAAAAUAAAGCAGAUAGCAAGUUGAAUUUUUUUUUGCUUAUAGAAGUGUACUGUACCUUUCAUCUGCAAUUUACAAAAUUUAAAUCGAUUAAUUACCACGGCGUCAGGAAAUUUUUUAAAUAAACAAUAAUUUUUGGUGCUACGCGCAGGACAGCGGUGUUCGAUUCACACAAGUUGAUUUCCACCAAAAUUUCUUCCAAUCUUUAUCUAAUAUAUUAUUUUCUUACUCUUUAUUUUGUUGUAUUUUAAUAUUUUAAUUCCACAAAAAUCAAAUUAAUUUUAUUAUUGUUUGUGAAAUAUUGUUUAGAGACAAUUACAUUUGUUUAAAAAUAAUAAACUUUUAUUCUUCUAAGUUAAAAUAAAUGAACAAAGAAAGUUUUUGCUAAAAAAAGUGUUAUUUCAAAGGACAGAUUAUGUGUUUUUAUUUUGCAAUAAACAAAUUUAUUUAUUUAUAGCCAAAUGUAAUAAAAACUAAAAUGUAUCAUUAUCAAAGGUUUGGAAUGCCCAAUCAGAGCAAACUAUCCGCUGUCCUGCGCGUAGCACCAAUAAUUAAUGUUUAUUUAAAAAAAUUCCUGACGCCGUGGUAGUUAAUCGAAUUUAAUUUUGCAAAUUGAAAAUGAAAGGUACAGUAUACUUGUAUAAGCAAAAAAAAUUUCAACUUGUUAUCUGCUUUAUUUUCAGUCCUGUAACAUUUUGAAAAAAUGAAUUUUUUUGCGAAAGCUGGAUUGCAAAAUUUAUUUUGCAAAACCUAUUGAACUGAUCUAAAUGAAAUUUACAGUAUUGUUUUACUGUAUCACAAUGUUUUUCUUAGUGAAAUAUGAAGGUCCUAAGUGUAGCAUGAAUGGUUAAAAAACGUAAAAUGCGAAUACUUGUUUUUGUAUGGUUUUUUCGCAACUAUUGCCAUUUUGCAACAAGUGUGACUAUUUUUUAAAUUUUUAACCAAUUCUAUAUUAUAGGAAAUUUAAUUACGCAACUUUUAUGUCAGUACAACUUUUCUCGAAAAUUAAUAAUUUAAAGUUAUAUUCAAAAAACGAAGAGAAAAAUCGAAUUUGUCCUUCAUUUUUUGACAUUUUGAUUAUUUAAACAAUGUUCCUGACAUUUUUGAUACGGAGGAUAACUCAAAUAUUAUUAUUUGAGUUAUUUUUAAGCAAUUUCUGCAAAAAAAAUUGAGUCACCUCUCAACGUCCAAAUGUACUAAUAUUUUUACAGAUGCGCCCUGGUCUAUAUCCUGAUAGAGGAUAAAGUAGUAUUAGCUGUUGCUGUAAAUAUAUUGAAACAUACUUAUCUGUUAGUUUUUUUAAUCUGCUUUAAAUUUUUGUUUAUCCUUUUUUCUGUAUUGAUACAUAUUGAUUUUGUAUGCUUAUAGAGUUAGCAAUAUGUACUUAUUACUAUUAUAAGUAGUAAUAGUGGUCGUCUUGUAGUAGUAUUUUUGUGGUCGUGUUGUAUUUUUAAUCUACCCCUUACUAACCUUCUUCAUUUCAUAAUUGUCAAAACUUAUAAUUAACAACAUUUUUCUUUGACAAUCUUAGAAGGAUUUUCUUUUCUUUUCUUUUCUUCUUCCAUUCAAUAACCACUUUUUAUUCUUGAAUUUCCUUUUUAGUUUUUUUUUUGUUUAAUUUUUUUCCUAUUUUCUAUUUAACCCAUUCGCUUCCGGGUUACUUCAGUCAGGUGCCGUUCACGUGCCAGCAAAUGAUAUGGUUACUUCAGUCAGGUGCCGUUUAACAGACUUGCUCCUAUCCGAGUUGAUGGGCUAACAGAAAAAUAAUUAUUAUUGCAUAAAUUCUUGAUCUUAAUAUUUUUCAUUUGCAUAUAUAUAAUUUUCUAUGCUUACUGCCUUUUAUGUAUCAUUUAUACCUAUCAACAGUACAUAUUAACAGUAACAUAUUAACUUACGAUCACUAAAAAUGAAUGUUUAUCACUGUUUCAUCAUUUAAGUAGAAAACAUUUUUUAGGAUAGGUACCUAUACAAUAUUAUUUGGUAAAAUUGUUAUUAAAAAAUAUGCCCCUUAGUUUUAUCAGUUGCGCUACUGGUAGAAAAGGUAAAAGCUUGUAUUAUUAUUGUGUUAUUUGCAAUAAAAAUAUUUGAUGAGGUUUAAAAUGUAUGAUCUGACAAGGUUAUUUGUACAGUGUAAAAUAUAUAAUAAUUAUAUUAUUUUUAUAAUAAAUAAAUAUGAAUUUAA
Messenger RNA from Diabrotica virgifera virgifera (western corn rootworm), 8271 nucleotides. RefSeq lists its product as uncharacterized. Bases 221 to 3913 code for a protein of 1230 amino acids. NCBI's taxonomy places the organism in Eukaryota, Metazoa, Arthropoda, Insecta, Coleoptera, Chrysomelidae. The record is from RefSeq and is a predicted model, not a curated record. The transcript has 8 exons.